AUGAUGCAAAAAUUCAUGACUGGCCUGGCUUUGGCUAUAGCCAUGCCCUUCUCCUUAGCCCUAGAGGCAUCCCGGGGGUAUCGUCUAUUCAGCCUCACUGUCACCUGGGGGAAACAUUCCCCAGAUGGCUUCAUGCGAGACAUGAUUCUGAUCAACGGCCAGUUCCCUGGUCCAGUGCUGGAGGCCAACGAAGGCGAUGAGGUGUGGGUGGAAGUUUUCAACCUCACGCCUUUCAAUACAACAAUGCACUAUCAUGUUCUUGCUAACCCGACUCUUAUAGGUAUCGAGAUGAGCCAGACCCCUUGGUCAGAUGGUGUACCCGGUGUAUCACAGCGGCAGAUACUUCCAGGA
Molecule: messenger RNA, 351 nt
Organism: Microsporum canis CBS 113480
Lineage: Eukaryota; Fungi; Ascomycota; Eurotiomycetes; Onygenales; Arthrodermataceae
Exons: 2
Molecular function (GO): oxidoreductase activity; copper ion binding
Source: RefSeq, a predicted model, not a curated record